AUGGCUUGUCUACGAGACCAGAGAGAGUCUCCCCAGAACUCUUUGCACAUGAUCCUGCAAGGCUCACAUAAGUUUUCUGAGCCGUUGCAACGUAAUCCGCGACUGGGCCUCGAGUAUAUUGGCGCGCUCGGUCAAAAGCAGCAUGUUUCUUGCGCCUUGUCAGUGCAGAGGAGAUCUCUGUCGAGUCUCAUGGACAGCGCAGUACCGAAAGGAAAGGGCAAACAGUCCUUUCCGCAAAAGAAUGCACCGUUGUCCUCAGAAGGGCAGGCCAGGGACUUCGAUCAGCAAGAUGAAAACACGAAUUCAGGAUUCCCUCCAUAUCCAGCAGGGGAGUCAUCGCAGUUCGUUACUAGGGAGAAGUUGCGACACUGUAUGCGACGAGUGCCACAAUCAGUGGCAAUAAUUACUGCUAGGGACAUAAAUGACCCUCAAAAUGCCUGGCGGGGAGCAACGGUGUCCAGUUUUACAACAGUUACCUUUGAACCAGAAGUGAUUGUUUCCUUGAACCUAAAGCUUCCCUCGACCACCUAUGAUGCAAUUCUAUCUUCCAAUCGUUUUGAUAUCAACAUGUUAAAGGCAGAUGAUAAGGGUGCAGAACUAGCAUCUCGUUUUGCAUCUCCUCUUGAGGAAGCGAGAAGAAAGGCCUUCGCAGUAGAGGAAAGACCACGAUCGAGUUCGUUAACGUUCCAUCCUCUAUUCUCUCGAAGUCACGGUGCGAAAAACCCAGUCGCAUUCCGUAUUCCGUGCUGCUAUAUGCCUGAAAAAACAGUGCAGAUAGGCGACCAUGUGGUCAUUUUUGGAAAGGCGGAGGCAAUUGAAAGGAAGAGCUACGAUUCGCGUGCGGGAGAAACCACCACAUGUCUUGCUUAUAUUGACGGCUGCUAUGGCUAUGUGGUGCCACUCUCAAAGCAACCCAAAAGGGAAUCCACAGGACUCAGCUCCAACAAGAAUCGCGAUGCUCCAAUUCGGGUCGCCAAACAGUCUCCGAUAUCGAGGAAGGAUUUUCUAGCUUUUGUAAACCAUGCUCAAGAAUGCGCAAGUUGCUUCAAGGGAAGCUUCUUUUCCGACGUGGUGCAUUUAGGCUGCAUAAACCGCAGGACGCUCCUGUUGGUUCGUGAAGUUCGACUCCAUAGUGCAGAAGUGCACAACGCAAUCUUACGCCUCUCAAAGGCAGUACCCAAGGAUGGCAUUGAAGAUUUGGUGUUGGAUCCUUCGACCUCAGCCAAUGAGUGCCCUCCAAUUUUGUCUGAAAAUGACAAAUCUAAUAUGCUGACUAGAGGAUCUUGCCCGAGCGCAAAUGGGCCACUGGAUCGCACGAGGUUCAAAACAGGAAAGUCGAAACUAGCCGUCAGUUCUGUUCCAACGCCCAUGAUGCCAUCUCCAUCACCCCUAAUCACGCCAUUUCGGGAGUUCUCUAGCACAAGGACGGUCAGCCAGAGGGUUAAGAAUAUCAACCACAGGGGAAGAUCUUCUAAGUCCAGCAAUUCCAUAGAAGUGUCCAUGAAGCCGAUGGUGCGUGGCACCUUGCGCUUGCCUGCUCCAAAAAGCAUGAAGACAGUUGUUACUCAAUAUAUGGAGAGCGUUUCUGUUACAGCGUCUGCCAACAGCGGUAACCUAGACCAAAGUGUCGUGAACACAAAUCCGACUGACACUGUUAAGAACCAUGUCAGCGUCAAACUACCUAGGGUAAAGAGAGUUGGAGGAAUAAAGAUCUAUCCCCUCAUCAGACCUGGUUUUGUAGACUAUCCGCCUUUCAGGAAGAUCUUCACCAAUGAAUUAGCUACUCACAGGACUGAGCCGCUUGCUGGGCAUCAGCAAGUUUGCUUGAGAAGUCGAAAGAAAAAACGUGAUAGGAUUAGCAACGGAGACCGGGAUGAGAUCAGUACACCGAUCAAAAGGGUAUUCAUCAGGAAGCACUUGGUUUAUGACAAUCGCUUUCUGCCCUUAUUGGCUUCUCCCAUUCAAGCACGAAGCAGCAGCGGCACUACCACCGAGCAUGCCAAAGACAUCGAAGCCCCCAUCAAAGUCCAUCUUUAUCGAUCCGCCCUCCGCAUCAGAAAACAACUUACCACCAACAAAUGGGACGACCAAUCAGACGUCCCUUUUCCUUCGCACAUGUCGGAGGAAUUUGACCAGGAACAGCGCGAGAACAUUGAAUCAGCCAUGCAAGAGGCACUUGUUGGCCAACAGACGCCGGGUCAAGCGGUGCUAGAGGAUAUAGCCUUCAGACAGCACAGAAAGAUACAGGAGCCGGGUAGAAACCAGAACAUGGAACGCGAUAUCGAGGGUGUGAUGGGCCAGAUUCAGGACUAUUUUCAACGGGAAUUUGGAACGGCAGCGGUACUUCGCGAGAACAUUGAAUCAGCCAUGCAAGAAAAUCCACCUGGUCAACAAACGUCGGAUCAAGUGCUGACAGAGAAGAUAGCUCUCAGACAGCAAAAAACGAUGCAAAAGCUGGCUAGAAACAAGGCCAUGGAGCGCGAUAUCAAAGAUGUGAUGGCCCAAAUUCAGGACUAUUUUCAACGGAGGUCUGGAACGGCCGCGACGUGA
Molecule: messenger RNA, 2550 nt
Organism: Endocarpon pusillum Z07020
Lineage: Eukaryota; Fungi; Ascomycota; Eurotiomycetes; Verrucariales; Verrucariaceae
Exons: 2
Coding region: 1-2550 (849 amino acids)
Molecular function (GO): riboflavin reductase (NADPH) activity; FMN binding
Source: RefSeq, a predicted model, not a curated record